AAAGGACGCAUGCGCGUGUCCUCCCUCUCCCCCCCCCCCAGCUUCUAGAUGUUGCGCAGGCGCGUUAGGUCCUGGUUGCUAUGCGGGUGCUCGUGGGUGGCGGGACGGGCUUCAUUGGGACAGCCCUAAGCCAACUGCUGAAAGCCAGAGGUCACGAAGUGACACUCAUCUCCCGACAGCGCGGCCCGGGUCGGAUCACGUGGGAUGAGCUCGCCACGUCGGGGCUGCCCCGCUGCGAUGCCGCAGUCAACCUGGCUGGAGAGAACAUCCUCAACCCUCUGCGAAGGUGGAAUGAAGCUUUCCAAAAAGAGGUUCUCAGCAGCCGCUUGGAGACCACCGACCUGCUGGCUAGAGCCAUCACCAAGGCCCCACAACCCCCCCAAGCCUGGAUCCUAGUCACAGGUGUAGCUUACUACCAGCCCAGCCUGACUGCUGAGUAUGAUGAGGACAGUCCAGGAGGGGAUUUUGACUUUUUCUCCAACCUCGUAACCAAGUGGGAAGCUGCAGCCAGACUUCCUGGAGAUUCUACACGCCAGGUGGUGGUACGCUCUGGGGUUGUGCUGGGCCGUGGGGGCGGUGCCAUUGGUCACAUGCUGUUGCCCUUCCGCCUGGGCCUGGGGGGCCCCAUCGGCUCUGGCCAACAGUUCUUCCCCUGGAUUCACAUCGGGGACCUGGCAGGAAUCCUGGCCCAUGCCCUUGAAGCAAGCCACGUGCAGGGCGUCCUGAAUGGAGUGGCUCCAGCCUCUACCACUACAAAUGCUGAGUUUGCACAGGCUUUAGGCACCGCCCUAGGCCGCCCGGCCUUCAUCCCUCUCCCUAGCACCAUUGUGCAAGCUGUCUUUGGACAAGAACGCGCCAUCAUGCUGCUGGAGGGCCAGAAGGUGAUCCCACGGCGGACACUGGCCACUGGCUACCAGUAUUCCUUCCCAGAGCUGGGGGCUGCCUUGAAGGAAAUCAUAGCCUAAGUGGG
Molecule: messenger RNA, 970 nt
Organism: Myotis brandtii (Brandt's bat)
Lineage: Eukaryota; Metazoa; Chordata; Mammalia; Chiroptera; Vespertilionidae
Gene: SDR39U1
Product: short chain dehydrogenase/reductase family 39U, member 1
Exons: 6
Coding region: 81-965 (294 amino acids)
Source: RefSeq, a predicted model, not a curated record